AUGGGUGUCGAGAACAAGAAGACCAGGACAAAGACGAGGAGGCACACGAGAGAUCUCGACCAAAUCAAGUCUGACAUGCUGUCGUCCAAGCAUCUUUCACAAUACCAAGCAACAAAAGCGACCGAGGAUUUGCCAGGCCUGGGAGAGUUCUACUGCGUCGAAUGUGCGAAAUGGUUUGAGGGAGAGAACAGCCAGAGGACGCAUUUGAAGGGCAAGAACCACAGGAGAAGAGUCAAGGCGCUAAAAGACGAGCCAUACUCCCAAAAGGAAGCGGAAGCUGCAGUUGGGUUGCGAACAGACAAUGGACCGCUACGAUCGAAUGUGAAUAAGGCACAGACUAUCGACGUUGAGAUGGCAACAUGA
Molecule: messenger RNA, 363 nt
Organism: Pseudogymnoascus destructans
Lineage: Eukaryota; Fungi; Ascomycota; Leotiomycetes; Thelebolales; Thelebolaceae
Gene: BUD20
Product: Bud site selection protein 20
Exons: 3
Coding region: 1-363 (120 amino acids)
Molecular function (GO): nucleic acid binding; zinc ion binding
Source: RefSeq, a predicted model, not a curated record